This is a messenger RNA of Rattus norvegicus (Norway rat), 5505 nucleotides long. It is a transcript of the gene Gpr17, whose product is annotated as G protein-coupled receptor 17. The transcript is spliced from 2 exons. Gene Ontology annotation, biological process: G protein-coupled receptor signaling pathway. The record is from RefSeq and is marked validated. The coding region runs from base 412 to 1431 and encodes 339 amino acids. Gene Ontology annotation, cellular component: membrane; plasma membrane. Lineage: Eukaryota; Metazoa; Chordata; Mammalia; Rodentia; Muridae. Gene Ontology annotation, molecular function: G protein-coupled receptor activity.
GUGUCUGUCAACUCCCGCCAAAGACCCCCACCCGGCCCGGCCCUUGCCCACUCCCAGGCUCCCAGGACAGUCACACACUUGGCCUCUGUGAUGCUCAGUGGCCUGGCUGGGGGGUGGGGGCAUGCACGGUCUGAGGACACACUGGAAUAUUCAGUAUGUGCUCCGUGGAAGCAGCCCCAGCUGGAGGAGCAGCCUACCCCACAAAGGACCCCUCAGGAAUGAAGUAGCUUUUCAGGUUCAGGGGAGCGUCGGACUCUCCUGCUCGCCUUAAAUAGUCAAGCCUUCCUUCUACAGCUACAAGGAGCCCACCUGGAGACCCACCCGCGGCUGCUCACAGCUCACCUGCUUCCCUGGUCUCCUUUCCUUUCUUUCCUGGGUCAUCUGCAAGAGACUUCUGCCUUCAGCCACAAGAUGGAUGGCCUCGAGACAGCCCUACCGAGUCUGACUGACAAUGCCUCCCUGGCUUACUCUGAACAAUGUGGCCAAGAGACGCCCCUGGAGAACAUGCUCUUCGCCUGCUUCUACCUCCUGGACUUCAUCCUAGCUUUUGUGGGCAACGCUCUGGCCCUCUGGCUUUUCAUCUGGGAUCACAAGUCAGGCACUCCGGCCAACGUGUUCCUAAUGCACCUGGCUGUGGCCGACUUGUCCUGUGUGCUGGUCCUGCCUACCCGGUUGGUUUAUCACUUCUCUGGCAAUCACUGGCCUUUUGGGGAAAUCCCGUGCCGACUCACUGGCUUCCUCUUCUACCUGAAUAUGUACGCCAGCAUCUACUUCCUCACCUGCAUCAGUGCUGACCGGUUCCUGGCCAUUGUGCACCCAGUCAAGUCCCUCAAGCUUCGAAGACCUCUCUAUGCCCACCUGGCCUGCGCCUUCCUGUGGAUCGUGGUGGCCGUGGCUAUGGCCCCACUGCUAGUGAGUCCGCAGACUGUGCAGACCAACCACACGGUUGUCUGCCUGCAACUGUACCGGGAGAAGGCCUCCCAUCAUGCCCUGGCUUCCCUGGCUGUGGCUUUUACCUUCCCCUUCAUCACCACGGUCACCUGCUACCUGCUGAUCAUUCGCAGCCUCCGCCAGGGUCCCCGUAUAGAGAAGCACCUCAAGAAUAAAGCCGUCCGCAUGAUUGCUAUGGUUCUGGCCAUCUUCCUGAUUUGUUUUGUGCCCUACCACAUCCACCGUUCAGUCUAUGUGCUUCACUACCGCGGUGGUGGGACUUCGUGCUCAGCUCAGCGUGCCCUGGCCCUAGGGAACCGGAUCACCUCCUGCCUCACCAGCCUCAACGGGGCCCUGGAUCCAGUCAUGUACUUCUUUGUGGCUGAGAAAUUCCGCCACGCCUUGUGCAACUUGCUCUGCAGCAAACGACUCACAGGUCCUCCUCCCAGCUUUGAAGGGAAAACCAACGAGAGCUCCCUGAGCGCUCGGUCUGAGCUGUGAGCCCGAGCUGGGCGAGCCUCGGGGAGGUCCUGUCACCGGGCCAGCUGUACACUGUUGCAGGAAGACUGGCUAUUGACUGGGGUACACGCUACCAGAGCCAGCUAAAGAAGUCUAUCUUCCCUCACUACUUCCUGAGCAAACAAACGGAAGCGCCAGGAGUUCUCGCCCUGCUCCAAGGCCUCAACUGCAAGGCCAUCCAGUCUGAGCAAAUCUAUCCAGAGGGAGGACUAACUACGGGGCUGCCUGCCCACCCCUCCACAGGACUGGAUUGGCCUGGCUUCUGCACAGCUCUCAGACACUCAGUGACUUCACUGGUGCUAAAUAGGGAAGGGAGCCACAGGGACAUUUCUGGAACAAUGGGAAUCUUUCUUCUCUACUAAACUUCUAGCUUCUUUGAUACUACAGAUGCCCACAGACACAAAGCCCUACAGAAUAACCCAGAGACAAGCUGCCCAAGGUCCAGGAGAAGAGGCAGCACAAAUGCCAAUGGAACUGGAUGGACGUUUAAUAUUUCCUUUGAAGUGUAUGGUAUAUCGAAUAUUGUUUAAGGUGCUUUGCCCCCAUGAUCUCUGUCUGAGUUUAGGGGACACAGACUCUAAUGACAGCCACAUGUGAGUAUAUUUCAGACUGGCUGCUUGUAAGCCCAGCAAAUAGAGUUCUGGACUCCGCCCCUCUUGCAACCGUGUCCCCACACCUGCCUCAAGCGCUGUCCCGAGCUUCUCAACACAAUGUGGUCUUGUCAGACAUAUGGACACCAUUAGAGCCCACUGCAGGCAGGGAGCCUAAUGUGUGAACUUGUCUCCAGCUACACCCAGAAGGGACAUCCUGAGCCCCGCUCCCUCCCAAGAGGCUUCUGCAGCCCUGGCUGCCUGGGUCUGAGCUGUUGAACUUGUUAGUGUGUGAUGACUGCUCUAAUGCGUCCCCUUUCGUACUUGUUUGUAAUACUCUUAAACAUAAUUGAGUCUUAAGAUGAAGGAAAUAAUCGUGCUGGUUCAACAUGACACAUGAUGUCCUCCCCCUGAAAGUCUUGUCUCUUCCACCCACGAAUGACUGAGUAGGACAACACCCCCUUGUUGUGGUUCUGUGGCCUUGUGGCAGGUCUGCCCAGGCAGACCUGGAGCUGUGCAUCAUGGAGUUGAUUGCCAUUCUAGGUUAAGGGGGCUCUCGAACUUGUCCCUCCAGCUGCACCCUGCCUAUCACUAGAGGAACCCCAAGAUGACCCUGAUGCUCAGAACUGCUUUUAUCCAGUGCCGGUCUGGCCACCCCCACAGCCCCUCACCAAGACAACCUGCUGAAUACAAGGCCGUGCCAGCCAGGACCAACACGAGGCCAUGCGCCUCUUGGAUGAAAUAGCAAAGGGACAAGAUCACUGCAGGCUGUGACAGGAGGGACAGAGGGGACAAAGACCCAGACAGUCUCAUGACAAGCUGGAGGGUCUCUGAAAGUCAGCACUGCCUUUCCUGGCACAGGGGAUGCAGAAGUAGACUUGGGUCAGAGGAGGAAAAAUUUGUAGCUCAAUUUGGGACCUGUUGUGUUAGAAUCUCAAAUGGAGAUGCCACACCGGUGGGAGAACUGAGCAAAGGAGAGAUCCGGAGGAGAUCCCUGGAUUGUCCAGAUGUACCACUAAGAGGCCCAGGACUUUAUCUUCAAAGGCAGGCAUGGACUCGGGCCUAAAGAACAUCCUCGUGCAGAGGGAGAGGCUGAGGGAAACUAACACAACAGAGAAAUCUUACUGGGAGAGGAUGUGUUUCACCCCAGGGAGGGUCCUGCUGUGAGAGCACUCAGAGAGGUCAAGGGGGAGCCUGGUGAUACCCAGGUUCGGCUUCAGUCACAGAGAAGGUCAAAGGUGGUACUGGAUGCUCCCCCAUAGCUUUCCCAAGCAGGUGAGAGACUGGCUCAUUGCUGCCGGGAAGGUAUAUAACCCACAGGGAGAGAGGCAGGGGUGAGAAGAAAAGGUAAGGCCUCCUGGAAGGGGGACUGCCAGAGUACCAGGGAGGUAUACAGUCCUGAAUUUGGAGUCAAUUGGGCAACCUGGUUAAGGGGUGUCCCUCCAAUAUCCUCCAGCCGUGUGAAUGUAGGGAGGAAGGCAGACAGAUGGGGUCGGCAUGGUGCGGUAGCGGAUGGGAUGUCAGGGGUAAUUGGGAUUUAUCAACUUAAAACUCCUCAUCCAUCCGUAGCCACUCAAGGCCCUUCAGGCCUGCUGCCCCCUAAGGACCACCCCUUGUCCAGAGGGAGCUCUGUCUGUCCUUACGCUCCUGCCUCCAUCCUUAUCCUGCGGGCUGUGUUCUCCCUCUAGCAGGGACAGGACAAGGCCCACAGCCGGAUCAGUAGAGGACGCUGCAGAGCCUACUAGGCAGGACGAAGGCACUUAGAGUGGUGGCAGGAGAUCCUCCUCUCUGCCCACGGCUGCCGCUGGCUCACCUGCCUGCGUUCUUCACAAAGCCCAGGUCAGCCAGCUCCACGUCGCACAGCUCACAGCGGAAGCAGCCCGGAUGCCAGUUGGCGUUCAUGGCCUUGAUCACGCGGCCGAUGACAAACUCACCUGGGAGAGGAGAGACCUCAGCUACCAGGGCACACUCCCCAGCCGUGGGUAUCCCCCAAGCCCUAUGUACCCAGUGCUCCUCCCGUGUAGCCUGUCUAAGCACCCCUCUUUUAGGGGUCAGAAGAGCAAUGCUCAGGAAGACAGACUGAGGGCAUCAGGAGAAGUCCCCAGGCAAAGGAAUGCCAGUACCACCUGUUACCCCACUUGUCCCCUCCCCACUUGCUAAGUACAGUCAGUCACCAGCUCUUACCACAGAAUCCGCAGCAUGGAGCGAACAGCAUUUGGAAGUCGUGUUCACAGUACUUCCGGCCCUCAAACUGCAAACGGGGGCCACAGAAAAAAGGCACGCAAGUCAUUCAGCACCUCACAAGCUUUUACACCCUAGUAAAUAGCAGGGGUCUGGGGUCCUGAGAAGGGAGGCUUCUAAAGCUAGCUGGAGCAGGGGUCUAGCCCAUGCCACUUAGCAGAGUGCAAAGUCGUGGAGGGUGGGGCGGGUUUCACAGAGAUACUGAGGGUCCGAGGCCAGCUCUUGGGGAUUCUGCUGUCUGCUGAGGGAGAGGGGACCUGUGGGUCCUGACCACAGGCCGAGCUGAGGUGGGAGCGGUGCUGGGGAAGGAAGGGUCAAAUCUUGCGUUCUAUGUGCUACUCCAUUCUUCACAUCUGACCAGCUCAGUUCCCCCAAAGACUACAAAAGACCCACAGAGGGAAGACGGAGGAAAGGAUUCUCAGGGAGGCCCUGGGGAAUUGGGGUGACAAAGAAAAAGCACAGCCGUGCUUCAGUCAGCCACUGUCCUGUACCGUCCCCAAGAAUGACCAAAGCUUGCCUUGCCUUUCUCUCCCUUAACAAUUUGCUUUCUUAAGAAAAAUCUGGGGCUGGGGAUGUAGAUCGGUUCAUAGAGUACCUGACAUGCAUAAAGGUCUUGGUUUGGUUCACAGAAUUGUGGGAAUGGUAGUGCAUAUCUGUAAUCUCAGCACUGGGCAGAUGGAGACAGGAUGCACCAGACGUUCAAAGUCAUCUUUGACAACUUCCUUCCCCUAAAGUCACAUGCAGCUCUCCACUGUGAGGGAGGCAGGGGCUUGAAUUCCUUCAGCAGCAAUAUCUCCCAGACACCUACUGGGCUGGGCUUGGCUGUGGUCUAAAUCUCCUAGCAGAACUCUGCUCAACCCUCUGAUGCCUCUCCAGCCAGCAACUCUUGGGAGCCUGGAAAGUGACUGGAGAUCCUCACCUGACCACAUAUCCACAUCAGUCAGUCAACGAUGCCGACUGCUGACAACUCUCGGAGAGUCCAGCCCCCUCAAGCUUUGGUCCCCUCUCCACUGCAGCCCAGAGGAGUGACAGCCAGUGCUUAACCAGCUCUGGGGGAGGCAACAGAGGCCUUGCCAGACGCUGUGGUGUAAAUCUUUCUUCCAAACUGAUGUCACCACACAGAUGAAAAUAAUCUCAGAUGCAUAAACGGGAAAGUCUAACAAAUAACGGGAAGUCGGUGUCUUAUGUACUUGUUAUCAUCAUUUUUAAUAAAGUACUAUAUCUA